Pygoscelis adeliae (Adelie penguin) is the source of this 1617-nucleotide messenger RNA. It is a transcript of the gene CCDC124, whose product is annotated as coiled-coil domain containing 124. The transcript has 5 exons. Gene Ontology annotation, cellular component: nucleus. Gene Ontology annotation, biological process: transcription by RNA polymerase II. The record is from RefSeq and is a predicted model, not a curated record. Bases 41 to 706 code for a protein of 221 amino acids. Gene Ontology annotation, molecular function: transcription coactivator activity. NCBI's taxonomy places the organism in Eukaryota, Metazoa, Chordata, Aves, Sphenisciformes, Spheniscidae.
GGGCAGAGUGAGCGCAGUUCCUCCUGGAGCACCUUGAGUGAUGCCCAAGAAGUUCCAAGGUGAAAAUACCAAGUCGGCUGCUGCCCGCGCGAGGAAAGCUGAGGCAAAGGCAGCAGCCGAUGCCAAACGUCAGCAGGAGCUGGAAGAUGCCUACUGGAAGGAUGAAGACAAACACGUGAUGAGGAAGGAACAAAGGAAGGAAGAGAGGGAGAAGCGGCGGCUGGAGCAGCUGGAGCGCAAGAAGGAGCUGCAGCGCCUGCUGGAGGAGGAAGACUCGAAGCUGAAAGGGAAGUCGCCCAAGCAGGUCACUCCGGGCAAAGUCACCAGGGCCCAGAUCGAGGAGACGAUCAGAAAAGACCAGCAGCAGAAGGAGAAUGCGGAUACAGUGGAGAAGGAGAAGACUCACCUGGAGGUCCCCUUGGAAGAGAACAUCAACAGAAGGGUGCUGGAGGAAGGAUCAGUGGAGGCCAGGACGAUUGAAGAUGCCAUUGCCGUUCUCAGCGUUGCCAAUGAUCUGGACCGGCACCCCGAGCGCCGGAUGAAAGCUGCCUUCACAGCUUUUGAAGAGGUCAAUCUGCCGCGCCUGAAGCAAGAGAACCCCAACAUGCGCCUGUCCCAGCUCAAGCAGCUCCUCAAGAAGGAGUGGAUGAAGUCUCCAGAAAACCCCAUGAACCAGAGGCACAAAGCUUACAACAGCCAAAAGUAGAACUAGAGCUGAUCAUCCCCCACGGACAGUGGGCUGGAGCCCCAGGGCUCUGCUCGGAUGAAAAGAGGAGACACGAGGAACCUCCUCUCCUUUUGUUUCCCUUCCCGCCCCCACUUUCUGUCUUUCUCUGUUCUUGGAUUCAAGAUAAGCACGAGGCCACGGCUCGCCUCGGGGACCCUGCAGCGUCCUGCCGUCUUCACUGAUGGCCCUGCCCCCCCCCCCACGUGCUCACCCCUCCACAGGCAGCUGGUGCACAGCGACCUGGACAGACUAACACUACUUUCAUGCUUCCGAAUUCGGUUGUUGUCUUACAAAAAAAAAAGUUACUAACUCGCUUCCAGACCUUCAGCAUGGGCAGCACUUGCGAGGUGCAACAUCAGCACUGCCGCCUGCCGAGGUAGGGACCCCCUGCGCUGGCUAGCACCGUGCAUUAACCCGCAUUCAUCCCUGUCUCUACCGUGGCUGCGCCACACCCUCGUGCUCUGCAGGGUGAAUUUUUGCAACCGUCAUGAGGAAAGCGCCCGCCCUCUGUUGCUUGUCUCAUCCUCGGUGCUGGGAUGUCCCCGAAGAGGUUCCAGGCUGGGACCGCUGUUGGCCCUGCCUGCUGCCGGCCACCUCUCUCCUCUUGAUCUCGACUGGCGGUGUGUUAGAUGGGGAGGAGGAACCACAACGGGAGCAGAAUCUCUGUCAGCGCGGUGUUGUGGGGAAGAGAGAAAACAACCUUCCGUCUUCAAAGGGGAAGGGAAGGAAUAACACGGCACAACGUGGCUCCUGCCUUGUCUGCGCAGGACACUGGUGCCAGACUUCUCUGUGUGACUUUCCCGGUGGCCUUGCCCAGAGCCUCACACCCUGCUGGUGCGACAGGAGGCUUCCUGGAGGGGCUGCAACCCUGCACUACCCAAGAACUGCCC